AUGAGGGUGCCGCUCUGCCGCCUCCCGCUCCUCCUGCUCCUCGUCCUAGCCCUCUCGCCGGAGGGGACGCGGUGGCCGGGCGCCUCGGCGGCGACGGCCGCGGCGGCGCGGCGCAUCGCGCCGCUGCCAUCCGCCGCGCUGCGCCGCCUCUACGACACCUCCAACUACGGCAGGCUGCAGCUCAACAACGGCCUCGCCCUCUCCCCCCAGAUGGGGUGGAACAGCUGGAAUUUCUUCGCCUGCAACAUCAACGACACGCUCAUCCGCGAGACAGCUGAUGCAUUGGUUUCGACGGGGUUGGCUGAUUUGGGAUACAACUACAUAAACAUCGACGACUGUUGGUCGUAUGUGAAACGAGGAAAUAAGGAUCAAUUGCUACCUGAUCCAAAGACUUUCCCUUCUGGAAUCAAAUCACUUGCGGACUAUGUGCACGGAAAAGGUCUAAAACUUGGUAUCUACUCUGACGCUGGGGUAUUUACUUGUCAAGUUCGACCAGGAUCGCUCCAUCACGAAAAUGACGAUGCUGCCCUUUUUGCUUCAUGGGGUGUUGACUAUCUAAAGUACGACAACUGUUACAAUCUGGGAAUACCGCCAAAGGAAAGGUAUCCUCCAAUGCGUGAUGCUCUAAAUUCAACUGGGCGCCAGAUAUUCUACUCUCUAUGUGAAUGGGGCCAGGAUGAUCCAGCUUUAUGGGCUGGAAAAGUUGGAAACAGUUGGCGUACAACAGAUGACAUACAGGAUACAUGGAAAAGCAUGACUGACAUUGCUGAUAAGAACAACAAGUGGGCAUCAUAUGCUGGACCCGGUGGAUGGAAUGACCCGGACAUGCUGGAAGUUGGAAAUGGUGGCAUGACCUUUGCAGAGUACCGUGCACAUUUCAGCAUCUGGGCACUCAUGAAGGCACCUCUCUUAAUUGGUUGUGAUGUCAGAAAUAUGACUUCACAGACAAUUGAAAUAUUGAGCAACAAAGAAGUAAUUCAAGUAAACCAAGAUCCUCUUGGAGUUCAAGGAAGAAGAAUUUUGGGUCAGGGAAAGGGUGGAUGCCGUGAGGUGUGGGCUGGCCCCCUCUCUGGCAACCGUUUGGCUGUUGCUUUAUGGAAUCGUUGUUCGGAGACGGUUAAUAUCACAAUGUCAUUGCCAGCUGUAGGCCUUGAUGGUUCAUCUGCCUAUUCUGUUAGAGAUCUGUGGAAGCAUGAAACUCUAUCGGCGAACGUGGUAGGAACUUUUGGAGCCCAAGUCGCCGUGCACGACUGCAAGAUGUACAUUUUUACUCCCACCGUCGGUUUUUCUGCAAGUUGGUGA
Messenger RNA from Triticum turgidum subsp. durum (durum wheat), 1302 nucleotides. NCBI's taxonomy places the organism in Eukaryota, Viridiplantae, Streptophyta, Magnoliopsida, Poales, Poaceae. The record is from the annotation of a GenBank genome assembly.